Messenger RNA from Cantharellus anzutake, 1136 nucleotides. RefSeq lists its product as uncharacterized. The record is from RefSeq and is a predicted model, not a curated record. The transcript is spliced from 2 exons. The annotation marks the transcript as partial. NCBI's taxonomy places the organism in Eukaryota, Fungi, Basidiomycota, Agaricomycetes, Cantharellales, Hydnaceae.
CAAUGGCAACCGCUCUCAUCACGUUUAUUCUCGCCAACAACGCCUACGCCGCACCGAUCCUCCCCUAUCCUCUCAACGCCACCAGUUUGUCGAUAAACGUAUCCGAAGCGUGCAAUGACCUUCGGAAUUGCCGUACUCUGUGGAACCUCGUUUACAGCUGUCUCCUAACAAUAUUUAUCUGCGUAUGGACGGCUGUGCACCCGAAUGUUGAGCAUCACCGGCGCAUGAAUCUGAGCAUGGGGGAUCGCAUUGAAGAGGAGAUGGAGAGACGUGAUCGUUUCGGCUUAAUGAGGAGGUGGACACUUGUGCAUUCAUACUUUGUCGAAAUGGGAGGUUUCAUCGACCCAACGACACGUUUCUUUCGUCGACGUGAUCCCUCUUUCUUUGGCCAAUACCCUGGCAUCAUUCGGGGGACGGGAAAUCGUCGGGUUGUCGCAGUAACGAAACAGGAAAUUCUCCACAAAAGCAAGGGCGAUUUUUUAUCCAAGUCCAUUGUAUCUCUUCAAUUGCUAUGGUUCAUCGUUCAAUAUGUGGGGCGAUGGGUCGGACAUUUGCACAAAUCGCAGCUCGAGGCAAUGACGCUUGGAUACUCCGCACUGAGCAUUAUCAUCUGUGCGUUGUGGUGGCAUAAGCCCCUUGAUAUCCGUUCGCGAAUUCAAGUGACGCCAAGAGGGGACCCUACUCACCUUCCGACUUCGGAGGUCAAUGUCACUCAAGUACCUCUUCAAGUAGAGAAUGAGUCACAUUCACCGUCACUUGCGGCCAGAGCCAUUGGCCGAGCUUGUGACGCAUUUGUUGAAUUGGAUGCAAGUUGGAUAUUUGUACUCACCGGCGCCAUCUUCGGCGGAAUUCACUGUUCCGCGUGGUCCUUCCCCUUUCCAACACACGCGGAAUCACUUAUAUGGCGCAUUUGUGCAGUAUCUAUUACAGUAGCUCCUGCUCUUGGUAUCGGUGGAUCACGAAUGUUGUACAAAACGUUUCACGGUUCCCACUCAGACUUUAGUCGGGCCAUUGGGACGGUUUAUGUUGUCGCCCGGAUCAUCCUCUUCGCCCUGACGUUCGCAUCCCUCCGCUCUCCUUCUCCUUCUCUAUAUCGAACGCCACCUUGGUCUUCCUUUCUUCCCCAUCUCGGAUAA